AUGGCAUCGUUCCUUUCCGCGGUCCCAAUACCGUCCUCCCACGUCCUCGUCACCGACUAUCCCAAGCUCGCGCUUUUUGUGUUUGCGAUCGGGAGCUUCACCGUCGCUAGGUUCGCACUCAAGACCCUCUUCGUUCUCCUCCAGACAUUCGUCGUCUCAGGCAAGAACCUCAAGAAAUAUGGUGCUGGCAAGGGAGCUUGGGCAGUCGUAACGGGGGCUUCUGAGGGUAUUGGCCGCGAGUACGCUCUUCAGCUUGCGAAAAAAGGCUUCAAUGUCGUCGUGUCUGCGAGGAACGCGCCAGCUCUCGCUUCCUUGGUCACAGAGAUCGAGGGGCUGUCCUCAGGUGACAAGAAGGUGCAAGCAAAGGCUGUAGUCAUGGAUUUCUCCAAAGUCGAUGAUGCCACUCAAUGGCGAAAGUUCAGGGCGGAGCUUUCUGGUCUUGACAUCGGCGUACUCAUUAACAAUGCUGGCAAGUCCUACCAGUACCCUGAGGACUUGAGCGCAUGUGCCGAAAAAGACAUGGAAGACAUUGUUACCAUCAACGUCACCUCCCUCGUCCGCAUUACCCGCAUGAUUCUCCCCGGUAUGGUUGAGAAAAAGCGCGGGUUGAUCAUCAACAUGGGGUCGUUCUCUGGCACAGGUGUUGCAUCUCCCAUGCUUAGUACCUACGCGGGCACAAAGGCCUUCCUUUCCUCCUUCACCGGUUCUCUCAACGAAGAGGUCUGCGGCAUGGGCGUCGACGUCGAAUGCGUCAACACCUACUUCGUUGUCUCAAACAUGUCGAAGAUCCGUCGUGCGAGCGCUCUCAUUCCCACUCCCAAAGCGUUUGUCGGAAGCGUCCUUUCCAAGAUUGCCCUCCCAUGCGGUGCACUCUGGACCAAGCGUCCAGGAGUCGUUACGCCCUACUGGAGUCAUGCUCUUCUCGACUAUGUCAUGCACAUGAUUGGCUGGAACAUGCUCUAUGUCCGCUACACUCACUCUCUCCACAAAGAUAUCCGCCGCCGUGCCCUUCGCAAACUCGAGCGUGAAGCCAAAAAGCAGUGA
Epithele typhae is the source of this 1044-nucleotide messenger RNA. Its product is annotated as 3-ketoacyl-CoA reductase. Gene Ontology annotation, cellular component: endoplasmic reticulum. Gene Ontology annotation, biological process: fatty acid elongation. Gene Ontology annotation, molecular function: ketoreductase activity. The coding region runs from base 1 to 1044 and encodes 347 amino acids. The transcript is spliced from 8 exons. Lineage: Eukaryota; Fungi; Basidiomycota; Agaricomycetes; Polyporales; Epitheliaceae. The record is from RefSeq and is a predicted model, not a curated record.